AUGGCUGACGUACCACCUCCCUCACUAUCCGAACUUAUGCGAAUGGUAGCUGAGCUACAACAAGCCAAUCAACGAAUGGCCGACGAAAAUCAAAUAAUGGCUGCUCAAAUCGCUGAACUGAACCAUGCUCGAAUAGAACAUAACGACACUCAUCACCAGCAACCAGAAGAUAAUGAGCAUCAUUCCCAGCCCUCUCAUGUCUCGGAGACUAUUCGACCCGACGAAGUUCAACCCGAAGAUGAAAAGGAAGAGUCCGACGAACUUGUAGGACCCUUCACAGAAGAAGUGAUGAACUUCGAAUUGCCGAAGAGAUUCACCCUACCACUAACCCUCACACCUUAUGAUGGGCUCGGAGACCCGAAGAAAUUUCUCAAAAAGUUCCGAUCAAUAAUGAUUGUCAAUGGUACAUCAGAUACUGUUUUAUGCCGUUGUUUUCCAAAUUAUUUAGACGGUCCUGCACUUGACUGGUUGUGUGCUUUGCCUGCAGGUUCUAUCUCGCAAUUUCAGCAGCUGGCGAAGCUAUUUGAAGAGCACUUUGACGGAUCUGCAAUUUACCUUCAUGACUCGGAUUAUCUGAAUACAAUCAAGCAAGGCCAAAAUGAAAGCCUGAAGGAUUACAUGACUUGCUUCACCAAGGUCGCUAUUAGCAUACCAGACCUUCACCCUGAAGUCCAUCUUCACGCAAUCAAAAGUGGACUCCAGCCUGGGAAGUUCCAAGAAACCAUUGCUGUGGCUAAGCCGAAGACUCUCGCCGAGUUCCGCGAAAAGGCCAAAGGCCAAAUUGAUAUCGAGGAACUAAGACAAGCUCGAAAGUCAGACAAAACACAUUUUAGAGACGACGACAAGGUCCAAAGCAAUAAGAAAAAUUUUAAGCUAACUCCCCGAUUUGAUUCUUACACGCAGUUCAACACCAAACGUGAGGACAUCAUAAAAAAAAUCCUGAAUUUAAAGUUAAUCAAACCACCAAGGAAGGUCGGUACCUAUCAAGAUGCUAAGAACGUGGAUAAGUCCAAAUAUUGUGCAUUCUACCAAAAGCACGGCCACACUACCGACGAUUGUGUAGUGACAAAAGACCUCUUGGAAAGAUUGGCUCGGCAAGGCCACCUCGACAAAUAUAUUGGAGGCCACAUGCAUAAACGUCCCACAUCUACAACCAAUGACCUACCUGAACAACCACAUCGGGGCAAAGAAAAGGCAACACCGAGCAAUUACAAAAGGCCCCGAGGUAUAAUUAAUUGUAUUUUAGGAGGAUACGCCAACGGAGGACACUCAAAUUCAGCUAGGAAAAGAUCAUACCGAGCAAUACGCUCGGUGGACAGCCCAGGCGGUGGAACUGAGGUCAACACCCCACUCCCACAAGUCACAUUCACACACGUGUUAUGA
Molecule: messenger RNA, 1383 nt
Organism: Arachis ipaensis
Lineage: Eukaryota; Viridiplantae; Streptophyta; Magnoliopsida; Fabales; Fabaceae
Source: RefSeq, a predicted model, not a curated record